Molecule: messenger RNA, 1864 nt
Organism: Selaginella moellendorffii
Lineage: Eukaryota; Viridiplantae; Streptophyta; Lycopodiopsida; Selaginellales; Selaginellaceae
Product: laccase-13
Exons: 6
Coding region: 56-1756 (566 amino acids)
Biological process (GO): lignin catabolic process
Cellular component (GO): apoplast
Molecular function (GO): copper ion binding; hydroquinone:oxygen oxidoreductase activity
Source: RefSeq, a predicted model, not a curated record
AGUUCUCAGCUCGAGCUCUUCAUUCGUUUGCUUCGUCUUUGCUCGGGAAGAGGCAAUGCAUUCCACCAUGCUGCUGCUCGCCAUCGGCAUUGUUCUUGCGCUCGCACAGGGAGUCCAAGCCGGAGUUACCAGGCACUACAACUUCACGAUCCAAUCGCACAAAGUGAGCAAGCUCUGCAGCACCAAGCACAUAAUCUCAGUGAACCGAAAGUUUCCAGGACCAACGAUUCACCUCGACGAGGGCGAUCGCGUUGUCGUCAAAGUCACGAACCGAGUCCCACACAACAUGACCAUUCACUGGCAUGGAGUGAGGCAACUGCGAUCCGCCUGGUUUGACGGACCCGCCUACAUCACCCAGUGCCCGAUCCAGCCAAACCAGACGUUCACGUACAACUUCACGGUCACCGAGCAGCGAGGAACUCUGUGGUGGCACGCGCACAUCAACUGGCUGAGAGCAACCGUGCAUGGAGCCUUCAUCAUCCAUCCAAAGCCCGGCCUCGGCUACCCGUUUCCAAAGCCCGAGAAGGAAGUUCCACUCAUCUUCAGCGAGUGGUGGAAGAGCGACGUUCUCAAAGUCGUCAAGCAAGCGCUGGGAACCGGCGGCGGUCCAAACAUCUCGGAUGCCUUCACCAUCAAUGGAAAACCCGGGCCUCUCUACAAUUGCUCCUCCCAAGAUGUCUUCGUCCUCAAUGCUCUUCCUGGGAAAACUUAUCUCCUCCGGCUCGUGAACGCUGUCCUCAACACGGAGCUCUUCUUCGCCAUAGCCAACCACACUCUAACCGUGGUGGAAGCGGACGCUGGCUACGUCAAGCCUUUCAACACCAACGUCGUGGUGAUUGCUCCAGGGCAGACCAUGAACCUGUUGGUGACUGCCAACCAAGCUCCAGGACGCUACUUCAUGGCUGCUCACUCGUACGAGUCGGGCCAAAACGUAACCUUUGACAACACCACCGUCACCGCCAUUUUCCAGUACCAGCAAGCUUCUUCUUCGUCCCCCCCAGUUCUCCCGCCUCUCCCGUUUUUCAACGACACCAAACCAGUCACGGCCUUCAACAGUAAGCUGAGGAAGCUCGCAACUCCUGAGGAUCCCAUCGCGGUUCCACAGACUGUCGACCAGCACCUCUUCUUCACGGUUGGCCUGGCCGUCGAGAACUGUCCACCGGGAGCCUCAAACAAAACUUGCCAGGGACCGAACGGCGGAAGGUUUGCUGCGUCUGUCAACAACAUCACCUUCACGGUGCCAACAACGGCCAUUCUUCAAGCUCACUACUUCAACACCCCCGGCGUCUACAGCACUGAUUUCCCCAUCUCGCCUUUGGUGAAGUUCAACUACACGGGCCCGUCACUCAAGAACCUCAACUCCAUCAAUGGAACCCGGACGAAAGUAGCGGUCCUUCCUUACGGAGCCAAUGUCGAGCUCAUUUUGCAAGAUACCAGCAUCGUCACGACUGAAAGCCAUCCGAUCCACUUGCAUGGCUACAACUUCUACGUCGUUGGAACGGGGUUUGGAAACUACAACUCUUCCCUGGCGUCCACAUUCAACCUCGUUGAUCCACCGGAGAGGAACACUAUCGGAGUACCGGUUGGAGGAUGGGCCGCACUGAGAUUCAAGACAGACAAUCCAGGGGCUUGGUUCAUGCAUUGCCACUUGGAAAUCCACCAAUCUUGGGGACUGGAUGCAGCCUUUAUCGUCAACAAUGGAAAGGGUCCUUCGCAAUCACUACAGCCACCACCGGCAGAUCUUCCCAAGUGCUAAAAGCAGUAAAAUCGCUGCUUACACACGCAAAAGAGUAUGUUUUGUUUUGCUUGAAUCUUUUUUUGUAACAUCCAAGAUGUGAGAAAAUAAAGAACCAACUUGAGAUUA